GCCAGGCUGAACUCCGCUGCCGGGAGCUUGAACUGCGCUUCUCUAUAUUCGCGCAAAUAUUGGAUCCUCUCAGCCUCAUAUCUUCCUCAUUCCAGAGCGAAACAGUAUCUUAUUCCAAUGGAUCCACGCCUGGUCGAAAACAAAGAAUCCUCAGUUUUGACUGGUCAUCUAUCUCCCCAUUCCUACCCUCAGCACGGUCCUAGCGAGGUUCGCUUCGAUGGAACUGAUAAUCACUCGGCCAUAAAUGUCAACUGCUACUUGUACUCGUCUUGUUCUUCUGACGACGACAACGAUGAUGGUCCUCACUCUCUUCCUCCCUCCAAUUCCAUCAAAUCCACCAAUAAACGACUGGACUAUAUGCUUCAAUUUCUUGAUCGCAAGCUUUCUUCCGGUCAUCACAACCAGCAUUCAGGCCAGGGGAACCAUUCCCGCCCUGGGUUGCCUGAGUUUGUUGCCAAAGGUGGAGGGAAUGGUAUCUUCAAAGUUCCUGUGCGAGCGGCAGUCCACCCCUUGCGGCCUCCCAGUCUUGAAUUGAGGCCGCAUCCCCUGCGGGAAACUCAGAUUGGGCGUUUCUUGAGGGCUAUUGCAAGCACCGAGUCCCAACUGUGGGCUGCCAGCGAGUGUGGGGUCAGGGUCUGGGAUUUCAAGGAUCUCUGUGCAGCCUGGUGUGGCGUUGAAGAAACAAUCAUGAGAGGCGACGAAGACACGGCUCCUUUUUCAGAGUCCGUAAGGACUUCACCUGCACUGUGUUUGGUUUCGGAUGAAGGAAACAGAUUGGUAUGGAGCGGACAUAAAGAUGGCAAGAUUCGAUGUUGGCAUAUGAAUCAGGAUUUAGAUGAGAACCAGAGCGGGAGGACUCGAUUUCAUGAAAGAUUGUCCUGGCAGGCUCACCGCGGCCCCGUUCUUUCACUUACUAUUACGUCUUAUGGGGAUUUGUGGUCGGGUUCAGAAGGAGGAGCUAUAAAGAUAUGGCCUUGGGAGGCCGUUGAAAAAUCUAUUUCCCUUACAACAGAAGAAAGACAUACAGCUGCCUUAUUGGUGGAGAGGUCCUAUGUUGACUUGAGGAACCAAUUGUCAGCAAACGGUUUCCAUAACAUGCUAACUUCAGAUAUAAAGUACUUAGUAUCUGAUAAUUCAAGAGCAAAGGUGUGGAGCGCUGGGUUUUUUUCAUUUGCUUUGUGGGAUGCCCGUACAAGAGAGAUACUUAAAGUAUUCAAUACUUAUGGCCAAAUCGAAAAUCGGGUGGACAUUUCAUCAAUACAAGACUUUUCAGUUGAGCUUGUUUCAGGUUCUCGGAAAGACAAAGCACAAAGUUCUAUUGGGUUCUUUCAGCGUUCACGCAAUGCCAUAAUGGGGGCAGCAGAUGCUGUUCGUCGAGCUGCUGCAAAGGGUGGUUUUGGUGAUGAGAACCGAAGAACUGAAGCAAUAUUGGUAACCAUUGACGGAAUGAUUUGGACAGGGUGUUCAAGUGGCUUACUGUUGCAAUGGGAUGGAAAUGGCAAUUGCAUACAGGAUUUCCAACACCAUUCAUCAGCUGUUCAAUGCUUUUGUACUUUUGGGACACGUAUUUGGGUAGGUUAUGUGACUGGUAUUGUCCAGGUGUUGGACCUCAAAGGUAAUUUGAUAGGGGGUUGGGUAGCUCAUAGCAGUCCAAUUGUAAAAAUGACUGUUGGAGCUGGUUUUGUUUUCACACUUGCUAAUCAUGGUGGCAUUCGCGGAUGGAACGUCACUUCUCCAGGACCCCUUGAUAGCAUUUUGCGUGCAGAAUUAGGUGGCAAAGAGUUUUUGUAUACAAAAAUAGAAAACCUAAAAAUCUUGACUGGCACUUGGAAUGUCGGCCAAGGAAAAGCAUCUCAGGAUUCGCUUACUUCAUGGCUUGGAUCUGUAGCUUCGGAUGCUGGAAUUGUUGUUGUUGGGUUGCAAGAGGUUGAAAUGGGUGCUGGAUUUCUUGCAAUGUCUGCAGCAAAAGAAACGGUAGGACUCGAGGGAAGUUCUGUUGGGCAGUGGUGGCUAGAUAUGAUAGACAAAACACUGGAUGAAGGUUCAACUUUUGAACGUGUUGGUUCCAGGCAACUUGCUGGCUUGGUCGUUGCUGUAUGGGUCAGAAAUAAUAUUAAAUUUCAUGUUGGGGAUGUUGAUGCGGCAGCUGUUCCUUGUGGCUUCGGACGCACUAUCGGCAAUAAGGGAGCUGUUGGUUUGAGAAUUAGAGUGUAUGAUCGGGUGAUGUGCUUUGUUAGUUGUCAUUUUGCUGCACAUUUGGAUGCAGUUAGUCGUCGUAAUGCAGACUUUGACCAUGUAUACCGAACAAUGUCUUUCUCUCGGUCAACAAACCUCAUAAAUGCUGCGGCUGCUGGAACUUCAUCUGCUGUUCCAAUGUGUCGUGGGACAAACUCACCAGAGGGGAUGCCUGAUUUAUCUGAGGCAGACAUGGUUGUAUUUCUUGGUGAUUUUAAUUAUCGUCUUGAUGGCAUUUCUUAUGAUGAAGCAAGAGAUUUUGUUUCUCAAAGAUGCUUUGACUGGCUUAGAGAAAGGGAUCAGCUUCGAGCAGAAAUGGAAGCUGGGAAUGUAUUCCAAGGAAUGCGUGAAGCAAUUAUUACGUUUCCUCCUACGUACAAGUUUGAACGGCAUCAAGUUGGCUUAGCAGGGUAUGAUUCUGGUGAAAAGAAGCGCAUCCCUGCCUGGUGUGACAGAAUUUUAUAUCGUGAUAGUCGCUCUUCUUUCGUGGCUGACUGCAGUUUAGAGUGUCCUGUUGUCUCUACAGUACUACAGUAUGAGGCCUGCAUGGAUGUAACAGAUAGUGAUCACAAGCCUGUCCGUUGCAUAUUUACUACAGAUAUUGCUCGAGUAGAUGAAUCAAUUAGGAGACAAGAGUUUGGAGAGAUAAUUGGUUCAAAUGAGAAAAUCAAAGAGUCCCUGAAAGAAUUGUGCAAGAUACCCGAAACAAUCAUCAGUACAAACAAUAUAAUCCUUCAAAAUCAGGACACGUUGAUUCUACGCAUUACAAAUAAAUGUUCAGAUGACAAUGCUUUAUUUGAAAUAAUUUGCGAAGGUCAGUCUACUGUUACGGAGGACCAGAAAGCAUCCAAACGUCAGUUGAGAGGUUCUUUUGGCUUCCCUAGAUGGCUCGAGGUAACUCCUGCUACUGGCAUAAUAAAGCCAGAUCAUAUUGUUGAAGUAUCAGUGCAUCAUGAGGAAUUUCACACUCAGGAAGAGUUUGUCGAUGGUGUUGUACAAAACUCUUGGUGUGAAGACUCCAGAGACAAGGAAGCUAUGCUAACUGUCAAGGUUCGUGGCAAAUACUCAAGCCAGACUAGAAACCAUCGGGUUUGUGUGCACCACUGCUUUUUAGCCAAGAAAAAUAAAACGGACUCACAGCCAAAGAGCUCUAGCCAUAUGCAGGGAAGUGUACUGCACCGAGCUGAUUUUCAACAUCUUAGUAGUUCCUAUGAUGUGGUGGAGCGGCUACAGAAUUUGCAUAGCUCUUCAAGUUCCAAUUGACGUUGUGGUCCAUGGGCGUAUUUAAUUAAGUGUACAGAGAAAGCAAAUUCAUGACACAACGUGACAGUUUCUCAAGAUCAAUUGUUUCAUUUGUUUAUACAUGACUUCAGUUUUACUUGUAUGAUAUGUGCCUCUAAUAAACGAGCAGGUGAGCAGCAACUACCAGACAAAACCCGGUUCGUGCUAAUUUUCUAAUACUCUCUAGGAAGAAUUACCAAAAAUUCCUAAGAAAGAAAUUUAAUCACCAAAAAAUUCUAAUGACAGUCAUUUCUUACUCUGAAAUUUGUCAUUACUUAUUCUUUAUUUGUGAAUGGACUUUAAGUUAAUUAAAUCUCUUUUUUA
Molecule: messenger RNA, 3840 nt
Organism: Neltuma alba
Lineage: Eukaryota; Viridiplantae; Streptophyta; Magnoliopsida; Fabales; Fabaceae
Product: type II inositol polyphosphate 5-phosphatase 15
Exons: 12
Coding region: 118-3498 (1126 amino acids)
Biological process (GO): phosphatidylinositol dephosphorylation
Molecular function (GO): protein binding; phosphatidylinositol-4,5-bisphosphate 5-phosphatase activity
Source: RefSeq, a predicted model, not a curated record